Bursaphelenchus xylophilus (pine wood nematode) is the source of this 686-nucleotide messenger RNA. Lineage: Eukaryota; Metazoa; Nematoda; Chromadorea; Rhabditida; Aphelenchoididae. The record is from the annotation of a GenBank genome assembly.
AUGGAUUUUGAACAUAUUUCCCUGACCACCUACUUCCUAUAUGCCAAUCUCGACCCAGGACGGCACCGACGGUCGAAACGAAACCAACGAUUUAGACAUCAUGGAAAAAUGUAAGUUUUGGUGGUCUUUUUGUAAUUGUGGCAAUUAGGGAUGUCUUGGAAUUAUUGUCACUUGUUUUUUCAUGGGUUCUUCAAUUUAUUUUUUGAUUUUCAGGUAUCUCCAAACUCCAAAGAUCAGAAGAGACGGAUAUAAAAAUAAAAAAAAGAAAAAAUAUAAAAAAAAAGAAAAAAAUUUGAUAACACGUUUUAUUCCGGACACUUUUAAUUACGUAAGUUCUUUCAUCCUACAUAUAUUUUAGGCUGGUUUUUUUUUCAAAUUAUGUGAUCUAUAUUUUCAGAAACCGAAAAUUCGCAAAAAAGAAGCCCACACAACCUUCACUUCUGCCACACUUGUUCGUUACCCUUCCCCCGCCCAUCCUCCCCUGCCACUUGCACCGCCCUCCUCCCCCAUUUCACUCCCACCGCCUUACUCCCCUAUCCCACUCUCUCCUCAGAAUGUAAGUUUCGUGGUUUAUUGGUAGUUGAGGAAAUUACAGAUGGCCUGAGAUUAUUGGCAGUUUUUUUGAGCCUUCAAUUUAUUCUUUUAAUUUGCAGAGAUCUCCAAGCCCCAUACAAACGGAUCUUUAA